Molecule: messenger RNA, 909 nt
Organism: Plasmodium gallinaceum
Lineage: Eukaryota; Apicomplexa; Aconoidasida; Haemosporida; Plasmodiidae
Product: peptide chain release factor 1, putative
Exons: 8
Coding region: 1-909 (302 amino acids)
Biological process (GO): translational termination
Molecular function (GO): translation release factor activity
Source: RefSeq, a predicted model, not a curated record
AUGAAUAAAAUAUUUUGUAUUUUUAAUUUUUUGUUAUGUAUUUUAUUUAAUUAUGUGUCUAGUUUUUAUAUAAAACAAAAAAACAAUUUUAUAAAAAAAGUAAUAAAAAGAAAAAAUAAUAUUUUAAAAAGGAAAUUAUAUCAUCUAAAUUUAAAAAAAAAGAAAGAUAAUCUAUUUGAGAAUAGAAAUUUGAUACGUAUAGAAUUUCGUCCUGCUGUAGGUGGAAAUGAAGCUUUAUCGUGGUCAAAGGAAUUACUAAAUACUUAUAAAACAUUUGCUGAAAAGAAUAAAUGUACAGUUAAAGAAGUUCAGGAUAUAUGUAACUCGUUAAUAUUAAGUUCAAAUGAUAAUAUAAUUAUAAAUAAAGAAGGAAAAGAAAUUAGUUUAAGUUUGUAUGAUCUUUUUAAGAAUGAAAGUGGAAUUCAUCAAGUAAAAAGAGUUCCAGAUAAUGAAUCUAAGGAUAAGAUUCAUUCUUCUACUGCUACAAUUGCAAUUUUUAUUCAUGAAGAUGAAAAAAUUAAAAAUGAAAUUAAUUUGAAAGAUUUAAAAAUUACAACUUUUAGAUCUAGCAAACCAGGAGGACAAAAUGUCAAUAAAAUUGAAUCAGGCGUUUGUAUUUUACAUAAACCUACAAAUAUACAAGCUGAAUGCCAAGAAGAGAGAACACAAGAAUUAAAUAAAAAAAUAGCUAUGAAAAGAUUAAUUCUUAAAAUAAGGGAAAUGAAAAUUAAAGAAAAUAAAAGUUUAAUUCAAAAUGAAAGAGUUAAAUUGAUAAAAGUGGGUAAUAGAAGUGAAAGAAUAAGAACAUACAACUUUUUCAGAGGUUAUAUUACAGAUCAUAUAAAAAAAAAAAAAAUAGAUUUGUCAUAUUUUAAAAAAUGUAAAUUGGAAUUUUUAUUAAAUGUAUAA